Messenger RNA from Cucurbita pepo subsp. pepo (vegetable marrow), 794 nucleotides. Its product is annotated as dof zinc finger protein DOF3.2. Gene Ontology annotation, molecular function: DNA binding; DNA-binding transcription factor activity. The record is from RefSeq and is a predicted model, not a curated record. Gene Ontology annotation, biological process: regulation of DNA-templated transcription. Lineage: Eukaryota; Viridiplantae; Streptophyta; Magnoliopsida; Cucurbitales; Cucurbitaceae.
UUUUUGAAGAACAAUGCCAUUUCCAUCAAAUUUUGAAGAACAGACGGUGUCGCCGCCGCCGGCGCUGCCGCAAGGGCGGCCUGAGUCGAUGACGGAUCCGGCACGGCUGAAGUGCCCGAGAUGUGAAUCAAGAAACACCAAGUUUUGUUACUUCAACAACUAUAGCCUGUCUCAACCCCGCCACUUCUGUAAGACCUGCCGCCGGUACUGGACCAGAGGCGGCGCUCUCAGAAGCGUCCCGGUAGGCGGUGGCUACCGCCGGAAUGCGUCCAAAUCUCCGGUUAACUCCCCAUGCCAAUCCUCUACUACUGCUGCAGCUGGAGAAGGAAUGAGAUUAAAUUACAAUGCGAUUAGUACACAAAAUGAAGGAGUCAAGGGUUCAAGUUAUCCCAUUGGGAUGGCCAACUUUUUAGGGUUGGAUCAACAUCAAUGGCGGCCACAACAGCUUCAGCUUCACCAAUUGCAACCAGCUCGGUUGCUCGGAAAUAAUGUCGUCGAGGCAUCGUCGAGCUAUAACAUGGUCGGGCAACAAAAGGUUAAGGAGGGGAAGCCAUUGUGGGGAGUUGUUGCAGGAAGUGAUCGCCAUUGUUGGACAGCUUUUAAUCCUUCAUCUUCUUCCCAUUCUUAAAUAUAAGAGAGUUUUAUGUUUUUUUUUUCUUUCUUAAGCUUAGGUUUUAUUUUUGUAAGCAAAUUAGGGUUUCAUGUUGAACAACUCUUUUUAGUAGUUUUUAUAAGUGAUGAAUGUUGUCUAAAAUUUUUAAUUAGAGAAAAUGAAAUAUUCAAUUUUAUAUUUA